Molecule: messenger RNA, 3470 nt
Organism: Schistocerca serialis cubense
Lineage: Eukaryota; Metazoa; Arthropoda; Insecta; Orthoptera; Acrididae
Gene: DNAlig3
Product: DNA ligase 3
Exons: 23
Coding region: 117-2915 (932 amino acids)
Biological process (GO): double-strand break repair via alternative nonhomologous end joining; mitochondrial DNA repair; DNA biosynthetic process
Cellular component (GO): DNA ligase III-XRCC1 complex
Molecular function (GO): ATP binding; DNA binding; zinc ion binding
Source: RefSeq, a predicted model, not a curated record
UAAAUCAUUCGGCCGUCUCCGUCGGAUGCCACGUUCCUCUCAAGUUGAUCGGCCGCCGUCGAAUACUGUACAAAACAGCUGACGCAGCAGUAGAACCGCGUUUGGGAGAAGUCUAAAUGUCUGACGAAAGCAUGGGCGGAGAGGGCGGCGAUGCGCCGCAGAUGGAGGACAAGAAGUUCUUCGUGGACCGCGCCAAAUCGGGGCGCGCCACGUGCCGCAAGUGUAAGCAGAAGCUGGAGGCGGGCGGUCUGCGCAUCGCCAAGGCGGGCCACAACCCGUUCGGGCCGGGCCUCAUGAAGCUGUGGCACCACGUGCCCUGCAUGUUCGAGGUGUUCGCCAAGCAGCGCGCCUCCACCGCCCGCAUCAACUCGCCCGACGACGUCGCCGGCUGGAGCGACCUCGACGAGGACGACCGCAACCACAUCCUGUCUUUCCUGCCAGAGGGCGCUGCUGCCGCCGCAGCCUCAGCGAGCAGCCAGAAGGGCAAGGCGGCGCCCGCGCCUGCCGCCGUCCCGUCGGCGCCCGCCUCCAGCGCGGGGAGCAAGCCGUCUGCGGAGGACCGCGCCCACAAAGACAACUCCUUCCGGGAGUUCCGACGCCUUUGCGCGGAGGUCGCCAACCUGCCGGCCUACGGCGACAAGACGGCCGCCGUGCGCAAGAUGUUCACCUCGGGCACCAGCGGCGAAAGCUUCAAAGGUGAUCUCCUACUAUGGGUUCGACUGCUCCUGCCUGGUGCUGUGAAGAGAGUUUACAAUAUCCAAAGCAAGCAGAUUGUGAAACUGUUUAGCAGAAUUUUGCAUGCUGACCAAGAUGAAAUGUUGGAAGACUUAGAACAAGGAGAUGUGGCUGAAACAGUUCGCAUCUUCUUUGAACGCAGCACCCACCUGCAACCUACGAAAAAGAGUACAUUAUCUUUAUAUGAUGUUGAUGAAUUUUUGGAGAAGCUUUCUACUAUGACAAAAGAGGAUGAACAAGCCCAUCACUUCAAACAAAUAGCAAAAAGAUGUACAUCAAAUGACUUGAAAAUGAUCAUUCGACUAGUGAAGCAUGACCUGAGAAUCAAUGCUGGUCCCAAACAUAUCCUUGAUGCAGUUCAUGCUGAUGCCUAUCAGGCAUUCCAGAUGUCACGUGACAUCUCUUCUGUUAUUGCACGUGCCACGGGUAAGAAUUUUCUGCAAGGGAAAGGCGAAUCUGGGAAGAAACAAGGAACUGCACCUGGUGGCAUGAGUAUUGGUGUUGCUUUGAUGACACCUGUCUUGCCAAUGCUGGCUGAGGCAUGUAAAUCUGUUGAACAAGCAAUGAAAAAAUGUCCUAAUGGGAUGUUCUCUGAAAUAAAGUAUGAUGGUGAAAGGGUUCAAGUUCACAAAAGAGGUGAUGAUUUCAAGUAUUUCUCUAGAAGCUUGAAGCCUGUGAUGCCCCAUAAGGUUUCCCAUUUUAAAGACUACAUACCAGAAGCAUUCCCUCAUGGCAAAGAUGUGAUACUUGAUAGUGAAAUCUUGAUGAUAGAUACACAAACUGGGAAGCCAUUACCAUUUGGUACUCUCGGUAGACAAAAGAAAGAGGGGCUGAAAUCUGCCAAUGUAUGCCUGUUUGUAUUUGAUUGCAUUUACUACAAUGGUGAAAUUCUACUGUCAAAACCGAUCAAAGAAAGAAGAAAGAUUCUGCACAGUGUGAUGACACAGAUACCAAACAGAAUUAUGUUCUCGGAGGCAGAGGAAGUUCAUCAACCAAAGCAACUCGAAGUAAUGAUUGAGAAGGUGUUUAAAUUGGGUCUGGAAGGGCUGGUUCUCAAGGAUCUGAUGAGCACUUAUGAGCCUGGCAAGCGUCAUUGGUUGAAAGUAAAAAAGGACUACUUGUUUGGUGGAGCCAUGGCAGAUGCUGCUGAUCUCGUGGUGCUGGGUGCCUGGUUUGGAACAGGACAAAAAGGGGGGAUGAUGUCAGUAUUUCUGAUGGGAUGCUAUGAUACAUACCGUGAUAAAUGGUGUACUGUCACCAAAGUACACACAGGUCAUGAUGACAAGACUCUUGAGAGAUUACAGGAUGAACUGGGGCCACAGGUGACAAAGAUUAGCAGAGAGGCCUCUCGUGUGCCCAGUUGGCUAAAUUGCACAAAGACAAUGAUUCCAGACUUUGUUGCCAAGGAUCCUAAGAGUAUGCCAGUGUGGGAGAUAACAGGAGCAGAAUUUACACGCCAUGAUGUGCAUACAGCAGAUGGUAUUUCUAUUCGUUUUCCCCGUGUUACUCGAAUACGCAGUGAUAAAGAUUGGAAGACAGCCACCUCCUUAGCAGAGUUAAAGGAACUUUAUAAGAAGUCAAAGGACAAUGCAGAUUUUUCAUUGAUACAGAGCUCUCCAAAAAGUAGUCCAGAUGUGUCGAAACGCCAAAGAUUAACAAGAUCGCGUUCACCCACACCUGUGAAGGACACAAGGAAGGAAUCUAAGAAGACAAGUAACAAACAAGAGGAAAUUGUGGACCAAGAAAUGAAGGAGGAAGUGAGUGAAGAAAACAAUAGUGCAAGGAAGAGAUCACUCAGUCCUAACAAGAGAGGUGAAAACUCUGGCUCUGGACAUAAAAGAAAAUUUGGCAGUAACCAGUCCUCUCCAUCUGAGGAGGAACCACGAGAUAGCAGUACACCCAAGAAGCCGCUGCCUGAUGUGUUCGCUGGCGUCCGUCUGGUUCUUCCUCCUGCCACCACCGACGAGGAGGCGCUGCUGCGCCGCUACUUUGUCGGAUAUGGUGGAACUGUGGUCACUUCUGUAGAUGACAGCACGCAUGUGUUGCAUCCUAAAGGCACUGCCAAGCGACCGACUGGACGGAGUGAUGCAAAGCACGUACGAAAAUCGUGGCUGUGGCAUUCUAUCCGUUUUCAACGACUGCAGCCUUUAUCGCCAUAUAAGGUUGUGUGGGUUAAGUAGCGACGUCUCAGAGAGUUCAUUUGUCGCUGGUUACAACGCGUAUAUUCUGGAAUAUCAACAGUGGAUAGCGACAUCGCAUCUGUAUAUCAGAACGAGUUCUCUGCCAUGUACAUCCGGCGGCAAAUUUCCUGAAUAAAGAGGAUAUAUUUUGCAUUUUCGUACCUAAGUGUACGAGGGCGAAAACCAGCAUUAUGCGACUCCUACAAUUAUCAGGAUAAAACUUGGUGUGGAAACUUGCAGUUGCUUAUCGUACAAUACAUUAUGCACGACAGUUUUGGGAAUCUGGCUAAUGGGGAAGGCUUAGUUAGGAAGAGUCCUUGUAAAAUGUAGUACAUUAAAUAUUUAACUACAAGACAGUAUGAUGCUGAACUCAUGUAUUUCGUGAUUUUGUCCUGUAUCGUACCUUGGAGUGCAGAAGUAUAUAUUAGUCCUGUGAACAUAUGCAAAUAUUUUAUCAACAGUGUACGAAAUUGUUGUUAAUUAUUCGGGAGUUUCUUGCUUGUUUGUCGGGAAUAGUGAAAUAUUCAAUUCAUGGUAUUUGUUAACUGUCAGCAA